This is a messenger RNA of Prunus dulcis (almond), 3032 nucleotides long. Its product is annotated as transcriptional corepressor LEUNIG_HOMOLOG-like. The transcript is spliced from 18 exons. Bases 367 to 2709 code for a protein of 780 amino acids. Gene Ontology annotation, molecular function: protein binding; transcription corepressor activity. The record is from RefSeq and is a predicted model, not a curated record. NCBI's taxonomy places the organism in Eukaryota, Viridiplantae, Streptophyta, Magnoliopsida, Rosales, Rosaceae.
AAGCUCGAAGGCCCUUCUUCUACUUCAGUUACACUCAAGAAAGAGUCCAUUUAUUUUCUCGGAAAAAAAGGGAGAUCAUAGAAAAAAAAUUCACACUCUUUUAAGUGAAUUAAGCACGUAAGGUUUCAGAUCACUGUCACUGUCACGAAAUUUCAAUUCAUUUUAAGGAGAAGAUGGUCGUCAGCUAAAUCUUUGCUGAAUUUUUUUUCUGUAGUUUUUCUUUUUUUUGGUUGAUGAAGUUUGUGUUCGGGUUUAUGAGGUGGAGAUCUGGUGGAAUGGUACUGUAGGCGUUGAUCCGUUGUUGCACUGGCCGAACAGUGGUUGCUCGUGGUUCAUUUGUUUGGAGUUAUUUAAUAAAGGUAAAACAUGGCACAGAGCAAUUGGGAAGCUGAUAAGAUGCUUGAUGUUUAUAUUCAUGAUUAUCUGUUGAAAAGAAAAUUGAUUGCUUCCGCAAACGCAUUUAUGACUGAAGGGAAGGUUGCUACAGAUCCAGUAGCAAUUGAUGCACCAGGAGGAUUCCUGUUUGAAUGGUGGUCUGUUUUCUGGGACAUAUUCAUUGCAAGGACAAAUGAGAAGCACUCAGAGGCUGCUGCAGCUUACAUUGAGGUACAGAAAAUUAAGGCAAGGGAGCAACAACAGCUACAGAUGCAGCAGCUGCAGCUAUUGCAGCAGCGCAAUGCUCAGUUACAGCGUAGGGAUCCUAAUCAUCCUGCUCUGGGUGGUUCUAUAAAUGCUAUAAACUCUGAGGGAGUAAUGGGGCAACCCUCAGCCAGUGUGCUAGCCAUGAAAAUGUAUGAAGAGCGUAUGAAGCACCCUCACUCGAUGGAUUCGGAGACAUCCCCUACGCUUAUUGAUGCCAAUAGAAUGGCCCUACUCAAAUCAGCUGCAAAUCCACAAGGCCAGUUGGUACAAAGCAAUUCUGGGAACAUGCCAGCUGCUUUGCAGCAAAUCCAGGGUCGAACUCCUUCAACCACUGACAUCAAAAGCGAAGUUAACUUGGGUGCAACUCAGAAAAGUUUGCCUAUGGAUCCUUCAUCAAUUUAUGGACAAGCAAUUUUACAGUCGAAAUCUGGCUUGGGUGGUGCAGGACUGAGUCAAGGUAUUACGGGUCUUCCUUUGAAGGGUUGGCCUCUAACUGGAAUUGACCAAUUACGACAAAACUUGGGUGUACAAGUACAGAAGCCAAAUCUUCAUACCCAAAAUCAGUUCCUUUUGGCAUCUCAACAACAGCAAAUCUUGGCACAGGCUCAGGCACAAAGUAACCUUGGAAAUUCAACGAACUACGGAGAUAUGGAUCCUCGUAGAUUUUUGCCCAGGGGUAGUUUGAAUGCAAAAGAUGGUCAAGCUACUAGGAAUGAUGGAUCUAUCUGCUCUCCAGUGCUAUCAAGUUCACCAAAGAUAAAAAUGGCCCAGAUGCAACACUCUUCCUCCCAACAGCAUGAACAAUUGCAACAGCAGCAACUGCAACAGAAUAACAGAAAAAGGAAACAACACUCUUCUUCUGGACCUGCCAACAGCACCGGCACAGGAAACACUGUUGGCCCUUCACCUAGUUCUCCCGCAUCAACUCACACACCUGGUGAUGGAAUUAACACAGCCAGUAGUCUGCAGCAUGUUAACAGCAUACCAAAAAGCUUGAUGAUGUAUGGUCCAGAAGGAACAGGAGGCCUUCCUUCGUCUUCCAAUUUACUGGAUGACAUAGAACGAUUUGGAGAUGUUGGUUCUUUAGAAGAUAAUGUGGAAUCAUUUUUGUCACAUGAUGGGGAAAACAUGAGGGAUCUAUAUGGAACACUAAAGCAGAGUCCUGCAGGGCACCAUAAAGAGUGUUCUAAAGGUUUUACAUUUGGUGAAGUUGGUUGCAUACGGACCAGAAACAGCAAAGUUACUUGCUGUCACUUUUCUUCAGACGGGAAGCUGCUGGCUAGCGCUGGACAUGACAAAAAGGUGACACUCUGGAACAUGGAUACCCUGCAGACAGAGAGUACUCCCGAAGAGCACAAGUUAGUCAUAACAGAUGUUCGUUUUAGACCAAAUUCAUCCCAGCUGGCAACAGCUUCAGUUGACAAAUCUGUGCGAUUAUGGGAUGCAGCCAAUCCAAACUAUUGUUUACAAGCAUAUACAGGGCACAACUCACCUAUCAUGUCCCUUGACUUCCACCCUAAGAAGACGGACUUAUUUUGUUUCUGUGAUCAUGACAAUGAAAUUCACUACUGGAAUAUCAACCCAUUCUCCUGUACUCAUAAUUCCAAGGGAGGUACUGCACAAGUGAGAUUUCAACCAAGAACUGGACAACUGCUGGCAGCAGCAUCAGAUAAAAUGGUUUCCGUCUUUGAUGUCGAAACUGACAGGCAAACACACUCAUUACAGGGACACUCUGAAAUGGUAAACUACAUUUGUUGGGAUGCAAAUGGAGACUAUCUGGCAUCUGUCAGUCAGAACUUGGUGAAGAUUUGGUCGUUAGCUUCAAGUGAGUGUAUUCAGGAGCUUGGCUCUAACGGCAACCAGUUUCAUUCUUGUGUUUUUCACCCAAGUUAUUCAACUCUCUUGGCCAUUGGAGGAAUCUCGUCUUUGGAGCUGUGGAACACGGUUGAGAACAAGAGAAUGACAAUUUCGGCACACGAGAAUAUAAUCUCAGCUCUUGCGCAGUCACCCGACACUGGAAUGGUUGCAUCUGCAAGUCACGACAGCUCCGUCAAGCUAUGGAAGUAAAUUUAAGUACUAUGGUGGUAACAUCUUAUAACCUCGAUUCAGAAAUCCGGAAGGGGAAACUCAGUGGCAGAUGUUUCGAGUUCAUAUAUAUGCAGGUGUUUUCAAGUAUGGUAAAUAGUUUUAUAGACAGGGUUUCUCAAAGUAUUAAUAUCAUAUAGUAAUUAUAUCUAAGAUCCUAGUAGAAAAACUCUUUUUUCUUUGUUCCCGUCGGGUUAGGUCUUUUGUCUAAUGUAAUUUCUUAAGUUUAGUUUCUAUGGUUAAAUGAUUUGUGUGCCUGUUUUUAUGGGUGUUUUAUCUUUAUUAGGAAAAAUCUUGCAAUACCA